Molecule: messenger RNA, 2465 nt
Organism: Orbicella faveolata
Lineage: Eukaryota; Metazoa; Cnidaria; Anthozoa; Scleractinia; Merulinidae
Biological process (GO): Rac protein signal transduction
Molecular function (GO): CCR4-NOT complex binding
Source: RefSeq, a predicted model, not a curated record
UUUUCAUGUAGGGUCAUUACAGAAGAUGCUACCACAUUUGCUUGUCUGUUAAAAGACCUGGACUCUCCAUCUCCUUUGGGUACCAUUGAUGCUGUUUAUACAUCCAAGUUUAGUUUGAUGGACUAUCUGGAGGAUAAAGAAAGACCUCUGCCUGCAAUUCACAUAAAACGUCGCAACCUUUCCAAGUCUCCACCCUUGCUGACUAAACUUGAUGCAUCACCAAGUCACAAGCACAAAAGUUUUAGGAAAACCUUCACCAAAGCCACAUCCAAGAUAUUCUCACGGAAGUCUGUGGCAACCAAGGCUGCCAGUAGCGCAAAUAUGGUAGCUGAUGCAACCAAUCUGAAUGCUGUUCCUGGUGCAGGCACCAGACAGGAAUCAGCAGGUUAUAGAACAUCUGUAGCAUCUAGCACCGAUACAGGCGAUGAACAUGACACAGACAUUGAGGACCCAACACCCCUACCCCCACCACGCCCACGGCACUGGGCUAGGAGGGCUAAAGAACAGUCCAUGGCCCCUGAAAGUAGCUCAGCGAAGCUUACUGAAGAGCAAAGCAAACCUGAUGAUCCCUCGUCACCAAGCGAUUGGUCAAAAUCUGUUCCACAGUUUCCACUGCCGACUUUUAAGCCUACCAUCCAAAAUUCUCACAGUGAAGUGUCAUUGGCUUCUCAAGAGGAGCUCACUGAAGUCAUCAACUUUCUCUCGGGUGCACCAAUCAAACUUCGACUACUAAGUGAAGACGACACCAAUCCCAGCAUGGCAGAAAGUCACAUGACACCUGUCGACAGUGGUUUGGGAAGCAUAUACAGUGCAGCCUUGAGUAGCAUUACGCAGGCUAGUACUGCGCCAACAUGUGCAGGUGAAAAAACGGACAACAAGGAAUCUCUGGAUGAGGUAACAGCAUCUUGUAGCCAAUCAGAAACCAAGGAAAGAGCUAAAACUCCUGAUGUGGAUUCGUGUAAGAGUGUAGAGCCUUCCAAAAGAAUGGUUACCAUAGAGACACAGACCUCUCUUUCAUCUGAAGUGGGUCCAGUAUUGUUAGUGAAAUCUGCAGAUUCCGCCAACAAGGAGCAAUGCAGGCCUCCCUCACCAGCCAGUGAUGAGCAGAAAAAUCAACCAUCAAACAGCGAAGGAGCUGAUGAGAAGAUUCAAAGCCCUGUGUUGCCAGAAAAUGACAGCAAAACAAAAAGUGGGCCUAAAACUACUGAUGAUGGCGACGACAAGAGUGAUACUCCUCAACCAUCACCUGCAUCACAAGCCAAGGAAAAUGCUAUUGAUGCAAGUGUCUCUAGUCCAAACAGUGUAUCCAAGGCUGCUUCACCCAAGUUGAGUGUGGCAAAUGAUGAACAGACUAAAGCAAGCAAGACGCCCAGUCCUGUGUUAGUGACGGUCAGCUCAGAGGAGUGUGAUGGCGAUAAAACAUUGUCCAUCAGUGAGAGCCUUAGGAGUGUAUGGGAAAAAGCCAGUCCUCCGUCAGAUGGCUCUGAUAGUGGUAACACCAAUCCUGAGGGUUCACCGCUUCGCAAGAAGGACAUGCACGGCUCGCAGGACACUCUGUACCACAGCUGCUGGUCCCUGUCGGAUUUCCCCGGCAAGGAGAAGAGUGAUGAUGGUAAUGAAGAUGCUAAGAGUCUGAAUGAGAGUUUGCUACCAAGUAAUUCAGGCCCAGGUCUUCUGGACCUCGGUUUGAAGUGGUCAAGUUACGGAAGCAGUAUCCAUGGUAACCCAGUCUGGGCCAACAUUCCCAAUGCUUCUGGUAGCAACUGGAAUCAAUCCCAGGAAUCCCUGAGCACGGACAGGUUAGGACGAGGGAAGACUGUAUUCUCUCUAGGGCUGGGAAUUACUGGACCCGACUUGCUGGCUGCCGCUCGUGGAGGAAGUUGUGAAGUAAUGCCCAGUGAAAAUGUUUCCUUUAUGCCAAAUGUCGGAAAGCCUUGGAGUACGGAGGACUUGGCGCAGAAGAAUCCUUGGUCAACCCGAGAAUCUUCCCCACCCCUGUUGUGGGCCAAGACGACGUCAUUAACAGAAGACACUUUGAGGCCAUCGCACCACCGCCCCCCUCUCCCACCACAGCACUACAGCGACCCCUUCCUCCCGAGGGAGAACUGGUGGCCACAGGGGAGGGGUGCUGCCGCUUUGGGUUAUCACCACCCCUCCUACGCAAGGUAUCAUACGAAUCUUCAGCGGCAGCGUGCUUUUGACAACAUGCCAUACGGAAUGUCGGGAAGUUUGCAGAGGGGCCGUGGGGCAAUGGGCGCACAGUCGGCGUUUAAACCGGUUCAAACAGGUUUUCGUAAGCAAGGACAGCAGGCUCAUCUGCAGGUACCUUCUCACUACGCGGCGGGGCAUGGGUCGCAUCACAAUUCGAACCCCCGCUUUUAGUUACAGAAACGGGGAAGACCCUAAAAAAGGAAUUGUAGCUGGUGUAAUUUUAUCGGGUAUUAAUCAAGGAUGUAGUGUUGAAA